AUGGCCAAACCUAAAUUCAGCAACAUUUUGCCUAAUACAUAUGUGCCAGUUCUAUCGAAAAAAGUUCUAGCGACAGUCUUGUUGCGUCUCCCAAAAUCCAGUAUCCUUUCGCUUGUUCUGCUUUGGCCACAACUCAAAAACACCCAGCCGUUAUUGAGAGACACCAAAUUGUCCCAAAAGGAGUACAACCGGCUAGUUCGCGAUGAAGCGAAACAGAUGCGGGCCGAAGGAUCUAAGUGGAAGAAGGCAAAGCUUGUGGAUCGCAUUUUGUUUGAGUACUGGCCCAACGGAUUGAAUUUGCUUCAGUUGGCCCAGAUCGAUUGUCAGUUGAUUGUUGAUAACCCAAACGCAUACUACUGGAUUCUGUCUACUGUGAAAGACGCCUGGGGCGCCCAGGCAUCACUUUCUUUGGAUCCGCUGCUGUUCUUGAACCGCUUGGCCAGGGAAUUGGGCAAGAUGUUCAUGUCUUACAUUUACGUUUGUACACACCCCAAUAUGCCCUUGAUUCUUAUCCGAAUCCAGGUGUUUGAUCUUCUUCCCUUUGGGAGACAAUCCUCUCGGAAUCCGGAAAUGCAGAAGUCGCAUAUCACCUCACACAAGCCUUAUUUCUUGGCUGUGCCAAUGAAUUCUCCACAUUUGAUCCACAGCCCAGGAAACGACCUUGUGUCUGAAAUUGUCCUUCAGGUUGUCGAAUCCAGCUUAUCCAAAUCUCCAAGAGAAGUUCUCCGCUUGGAAACACCAUCAUCUCAGAAGGCCGUGCGCUCUCUUGAGUCAAUGCAUAUCCUUAAAGGAUGUUCCCGAUUUGCAAAUAGCAUGGGUCCAUGGAUCCCGUACGCCGAUGGAGAAGCGGAUAUUUCACCUUUGGCAUCGUUGGAAGACCAUCCUGUGAUUCUGAGCCAAAGUGAAGUAUGUUCUUCUGCAGAAGAAAAACUCUUGAAGUCCGCCAACAUUCGUUUUAAGGGCACAGCGUCAGGCACAAUUAAAUCUGAUGUUCUUUUCGAGGAUAACAAAUCACUUCGUAAACGGAGAAAGCUGCACACGGAAGAUGAAGAAGGUCUACCUCCAAGAACAAUUAGGAAAAGUCAGUUCGCUUCCAUCGCCCCAAUUCGCUUUGCUGAGUUCACUAUACAAAAUGAUCUUCCAUCGGAUGAACACUCAAAUGAAGAUUCAAAUGGUCCUUCGAACGUGAUCUUAAAACUUGUCGGGAAUGACGUUUUCGCUGGACUACAUGAGUUAGCAACAAAAUCUACAGACCCUAAGAAGCUGGUCGUAGAUCCAAGUAAACUACCGGGUUGGCUUACUGGAGAAGAAGGAAUCAGUUGUGGGUUUAUUAGAAACGGCAUUUUUACCCUCGAAUGA
Molecule: messenger RNA, 1359 nt
Organism: Clavispora lusitaniae ATCC 42720
Lineage: Eukaryota; Fungi; Ascomycota; Pichiomycetes; Serinales; Metschnikowiaceae
Gene: CHL4
Product: Chl4p
Biological process (GO): CENP-A containing chromatin assembly; chromosome segregation
Source: RefSeq, a predicted model, not a curated record